Candidozyma auris is the source of this 1482-nucleotide messenger RNA. RefSeq lists its product as uncharacterized. NCBI's taxonomy places the organism in Eukaryota, Fungi, Ascomycota, Pichiomycetes, Serinales, Metschnikowiaceae. The record is from RefSeq and is a predicted model, not a curated record. Gene Ontology annotation, cellular component: cytoplasm. The transcript has a single exon. The coding region runs from base 1 to 1482 and encodes 493 amino acids. Gene Ontology annotation, molecular function: zinc ion binding; ubiquitin protein ligase activity.
AUGACUGCAGUGACCGCAGUGGACUACCUUGAGCAGCAGCUUCAACUCGAAAAGGAGGCUAGAGAAACGCUUCCCUAUGAGCCCGACAGGUGCACUUAUCCUCAGCCGCUAAGACAGCUCGUGUUUACCUGUCUCACUUGCCUGAGAGCCAACGACAACACCCCAAUCGGCGUGUGCUACCUGUGUCUGAUACAAUGUCACAGUACCCAUGAAUUGGUGGAGCUACUUCCCAAACGGUCAUUUGUGUGCGAUUGUGGAACAACAAGAAUGAAGAAUGGCCAUGCUUGUGAGUUAAGGAUAAAGCAGGCUAAAGAGGACGCUAAGAAGUAUCGUCCAGGAGAUCAGGGCAGCGAGCAAUCUAACCGCCAGCAUGAAGGAGAUGGACACCAACACAUACAACGACUGCCAAGUAGCCCUCACCAGCUGCUGAGACAAGAAAUUCCAAAACUUCGAGCCGGCUUAUCUUCUACCCAUUUUCACAGCCUAUCGUCCCAGAAACUGCCGGCAGAAGAUGUACCCAGCUCGAGCAAUAAGUACAAUCACAACUUCGAGGGUCGCUUUUGUUCAUGCAACGAACUAUAUAACCCCGUAAAGGAAACAAGAACCAUGCACCAAUGCUAUUUCGGAGAGUAUUGCGGCGAGGAUUGGUUCCAUCAAGAUUGCAUUUUAGGCUACAAACCGGGUAUAUUUAGCAACGACAAGCUGGUGCCCCGCAAUGAGAUUACCUCGUCACUGAAUCUCUCCUCGGGAUUAGAUGCACCACUCGAUUCGAAAGACAUCAUAAAUGAAGAAGAGCAGGGCACUAAGACCGAUGAGUCAACGCUGAAAAAGGACUCUCCUCGAACCGAAGCAUCUGACCAUGAAGACGCGGACUCAGACGAUGAUGAUGUCGUUCCAUAUUUCCCUGCACUAGACUCAUUUUCCGAAUUCAUUUGCCUGGGAUGUAUUGAAGCAUUUCCUGAUGCAUUUGACGAAAUAUCAAAUAAUUCACAGAUUGUCGCAGCAAAGCUACCGCAAUUUGAGGGGGUUGACUCCGCUCAUGAAUGGAAAGCACGCUACGACGCGUACCUUACUGGUGAGCCUCAAGCUAAAAAGAUCAAAACUGAAAAGAAAAAUAGACAACCUUAUACAUUGUUUCUUCGCCACAAUUUCAAGCUCGAAUUGAAGAAGCUUAAGGACUCUGUUUCCCCCGACUCCCCCGUUGGAGCUCUUUUAAGAAGUUUCGAAUUCUUGAGUGGGGAAGAUUCAAUUUACCUGCCUGACGAGGAUUCUGAUGUGGGCUCCUCAACUGGUUCCUUAUUUGAAAUGGGUACAGAGGCUCUUCAGACGUUGCCAGGACAACAGGCAAUCGAGGGUUUACAUGCUUAUGAAUUGAUGAGAUCCAGACUACGUGAUUUUUUCCAAGAUUUUGUCGAUAAGAACAAGGUUGUCACAGAGGAUAAAGUUCGAGACUUCUUCGACAAUCUCAAGCAAUCUCACUAG